Messenger RNA from Synchytrium microbalum, 4521 nucleotides. RefSeq lists its product as uncharacterized. NCBI's taxonomy places the organism in Eukaryota, Fungi, Chytridiomycota, Chytridiomycetes, Synchytriales, Synchytriaceae. The record is from RefSeq and is a predicted model, not a curated record. Gene Ontology annotation, biological process: regulation of transcription by RNA polymerase II. Gene Ontology annotation, cellular component: Set3 complex. The coding region runs from base 1 to 4521 and encodes 1506 amino acids. The transcript is spliced from 3 exons.
AUGAGCGAUGCUCGAGGAUCAAAAGACGAAUUGAACCCACAAAUAAGAGGAUCUUCUGCGUCUAUCCCGGUCUCUUCCAUCCCACCGUCCGCAAGAAAGUCGACAUCAAUCUUGAAUUCAACACAUCAGCAACGAGACUCUAUUGGAGAUCUUUAUCCUCGAACAAACUAUACAAUGGAUCAGCAACGCUACUAUGAACGCAGUAACAGUGACUCAAAUAAUCCUCAACAGCGUACACAACAGCCACCAUUCAGCCCCGUAGGCGCUUCUUUAGGAGCUGGUGCUAGUAGUGAUGCUGCAACCGUUGCUCCUCGACCAACGAGAACUAGAGUCUCGAGAUGGGCUCCAUUACCAGCUGAUCGAGACGAGCCGGCCGCAUUCAGUAACACCGCCAAUAAUGAAUCGGCAGAUGCUGGAAACUAUCACCGAUUUAAUAGUGGAGGUGCUCCGACUGCUUCUAAUAUCACCAACUUAUAUAAUACUCAACCGCCAAUACAACAGCAACAGUCACAACUAGGCGAUUAUCGUCGAGCUUCUCCUCCACCACCUCGAAUGAGAAUAUCAGCUCCCAUCGCAUCUGGAAGCUCGUAUACAUCGCCUCGAAAUGCUAUGGCCACCCAUAAUAAUACUAAUAGAAGCCCACCACACCGAUACCAUAACGAAUUUAGGUUUCAGAAUGACGCUGAUAACCGUAGUCUGCCUUCAAAUCAGUAUAAUCGAAGUCCUCAAAAUGACUUUUCUCCAUCAGAGUCAAGACCGUCGCUCAUGAGUCAGAUGGGUAAACGAUCUCGAACGGAAGACAUGAUUCCAAUACCCAGUAAUAGACCAUCUAUGAUGCAAGGUGUAGGCAUCAAGCAGCAACCUAUCUCUCGUGAUGACGAAGAAGCUGAAGAAGAAGAUUUAAAUGUUGCUGACGACGAUGAAGCUGCUCCAGAGGAGGAAGACGAAGACGAUGGAGGUAUCGAUAACGAAGAUAUAGAACAAAAGAUUGACUCGCUAGAUGCUGAAAUCGCUAAAUAUGAAGCCCUGCUACAGGAGAUGAGACAGAAAAAGGAGGCUGGCAGCUUUAACGCUGAUGGCAAUAGUAAUCAGAGUAAAGACGCUUCUAUUGAAGAAGGUGCACCUGGUACAGCAACGCCAGCCAUGCAGGAACCUCCUGAUAUCUUACAAUUGGCCGAAAUAGAGAAUGAGCCUUUUGUGGUUGCUCCUGGUCUCCCACUGCAUGAGGAGAUUUAUAUGGCUAACAGGCAUCGAGCUCGAGUCACAGCUCGCGCCAUGGCAUUACAAGCUCGCUCGUUGAGUGAUCCCAGUCAGCCACUUCCAUCGCAACAAAUCUAUAAGAUAGAGGAUUUUGAUUUUUAUACCGCAAAUAUCGAGUCACAUCGAACAUUCCGGCCAUUACUUGUACAACAUAUUCAAAACCGUCGUAGAGACAUGAUGGAUAAACGAGACGAGCUACGACAAACAUAUCAAGAGCUGCAUGAUGUUUGGAAGAAGCAAAUUGAACGGCUUGAUAGGGAAAAAGAACGUAAACGUAAAAAAACAGGGCCUGCACCUACAUCAAUACCUGAACGACCUGCACUCUACCAUAAUAGCAUGAGCAAUAGUGGAGCGGCAGAUUUGAUGAUGUAUGGAGGCGGCACACUAACUCGUAGAAGUCGAGCUGCAGCUAAUGCAUCGUUCAAUUCGGAUCUUGUAAGAUCUGAGGCUGAAUUUACCGCUGCCAUCGCUCACAUUAUGACUCUGGAUGGUAAUAUAGAUCCUUCACGACUAGCACCGAUACCUGAUAUGAUACUGGAACCAAUAGAACGAAAUAGUGUCGUGCACUCUGACUUAAGUCAGCUUGUACGAGAUCCGAUAGACGAGAACCGUAGACUCUUGGAAUCCGCUAGUCAGUGCUGGUCUGAUGAAGACAAGUAUGUCUUUGAAGUCAAAUUGGUGCAAAUAGGCAAAAACUUUAGAAAGAUUGCCGAAUUCUUGCCAGGCAAGACGACCCAGGAUUGUGUACGGCAUUACUAUCGAGAAAAGGAGCGUCUCGGCUUCAAAACCUUGUUGAGACGUACUGCACCAGGUCCUGGUCGUGGUGGAUUACGGAGAGCUCGUGGGGGUGCUCUUGCUCGCAAAUUACUUCAGACUGGAUUCGGCGGUAGUUCGACAACUUCAAUAGAUCCGAAUGGAGUCGUUGAAGAGGUCGAUCUAGAAGAAUACGAUGAAGAUGUAGCCAUGGAUAUCGAACGCCUACGUAGAAACACUCGAGAUGCUCCCGCCAAUCGUAAACAAAAGGUCAAACCUCCAGUAAUCCAGCCAGAUUCUGAUGGAGACGACCACGCUAUAGAUGUCAGUGGCGGUGGAGGUCCUCCUGGUCCUGGAAAUAAUACGACGACUGGUAGUAGUAGUAUCAGCAAUGUCAAAUGGACUGACGAUGACAAGUCUAAAAUGAUUGAAGCUCUUCAGCAAUUUGGCAGAGACUGGAAUGGAGUUUCUAGCUUUAUGGGCAACAAAACCGAGAAUGAAUGCAAGAUCUACUAUAGACAGAAUCGAUUUAGAUUAGGCCUUGAUGAAAUCUUACGAGUUAAUGAUACCUCUCGCCGUAGUAUGCCCAGAAAGAAACGUGCUGGUGGUCCUUCAUAUAAUAAUGACGACAAUGCUGAUGAAGAUGGCGGUGUCAGUUUGGGAGAGGAUCAAGGAGGUAAUGAGGACUCUAGAGGUGAAGAUGGUGAAGAUAUGGAUGAUCCUGAUAUAUUAGAAGAGGCAAGGCCGAAAAAGAAGAAAAACGCUCGUAAACCUACCCAAACUGGAAUCACCAUGAAUAAUAAUAGCUCCAUUGAUGUCAUGGGUAAUGAACCUGCUUCCGAAGAUGCACGCAGUAGAGUCCGUGGUGGUCGAACACGGAAAUCAACUGGUGCAGCCCGUAAAUCAAGGCCUAAUGUAAUAGAAGAGAUACCCGAUCUCUCAUCAGUCAUGGAUGCCUCUGAAAGCUAUGAUCCUAAUGACUCCAUUGGUGCAUCACGUAAAACCGUAUCGUAUUGGUCUGUACGAGAACGAGAAGCAUUUGUAUCUGCCAUACAAAAAGUAGGAUGUGAUUGGGAAGCCAUUGCUAAAAUGGUUGGCACCAAAUCAUCUGUACAGGUCCGCAAUUAUUAUUCAAGUCAUGCCAAAGAAUUGGGAGUUGAUCAUAUAACAAAUCUUAUUCUUCAACCUCAUAAUGUGAAUCGAGCUAAAAGCUAUGAAGAACAGCAGCAGCAGCAGCAACGACUGUCUACACCACCAACUCAGCCUCAUCGUGAAGAUGGUGGCGCUGGAGAAGAAUAUGUACAUAGUGGCCAUCGACGUACACCAUCCCAAUCAUCAACUGGUAGCCAUUCCCGUAGAAGAGACGAGGCCACAUAUAUAGCAGCCGCCGAUCUCUUGACUAUGGCUCGAGGAUCCAAUAGCCCACAUCUGUAUGCAGUUGGAGCAGGACAGCAAGGCGGACAAUAUCAACCAAUAUAUGCUCAGUCCGCUCGUGGUAUACUACCGCCAAUGGUAUCACUACCACCUGGAUCUGUAGCAAACACUAUAAUGACCCAGCAUGCUCAAUUUCCACCUGGUACUACCACGUUUGCAUUACCGCCAGUAUAUAUCCCGUAUGAUCGAGCUGCUGCAGCUGCCACCAUACAACACUUGGCUGUGCCUUAUGCAGCAGGUCCUGGAGGUGCUUUUCAAUAUCCGCGAGACUUUUAUUUUAGUGCUGGUGGUCCUGAUUAUCAGGCUCAUCCCAUUGCGAUUCAGCAGAUGAGGCCUGAGAUGGAUGUUGAUCAGGCUGAACGACACUCAUCGCCAGUGAGGAGAGAAUCGCCUCAGCGUCGUGGCGGAUCCGUUCCAUUACAUGGACCACCAUCACCUGCUGGCAGUAAUAUGGCACCUCCAUCAUUACUGAUACGACAUGACGAAGGCAUGCGAACUGUACUGCCUAGUGUACGUAGUCUAAUAUCAGCCGCUGAAGGAGCUGAAGGUUUGGGCAUCCAGAUGCCGCCUACACAUCAGCUAGCACCUAUAGGACAAUACCAUGCUAUACCACCACCUAUGCAUACCAAUCUACCUGCUUUUGCACCGGAUAAUUCAAGAGGGCGUAGUCGUAGUGCUAGUCCUGGGUAUGCUGCGUUUGGUAGCAGUCAGCAGCAGCUGCCGCAACAACAGCAGCAUCAUCAACAUCACCAACACCAUCAGCCGCAUCAACAGCAUCAGCAUCAUCAACAGCAUGUACAGCAUCAUCAGCAGCAAUAUCGCGCUACCAGUCCAGGAACGAUGAUGGUUCCCUCUGGAAUAGGAAUGGCUUCUGCAGCCAGUGUUGGAUCUGCUAUUGAUGAUUUACGUAAGCAUGAGAAUCAAAUGCCUCGUAUGGACGCUCCUGUAGUAGUGGUGACUGCGAUGAGUGAAGUACUCGAUGGGCGUCGUGAAGUAGCUGAGUCUCGUGCUAUUGAUGUGCCAAGAAACGAUGUGCAAGGCAGUGAGGCAAAUAAUCAGAUGGAUGAGGGAUGA